AGUUCCUUGGCAAACAAAUAUGAAUGCUCGAAAUCAGCUAUCAUUUGCACUCCUUGGACUCCUGUCGGUGUCGCACGUUUGCUCCUAUUUGAUAACAAGCCCAAAUACACUAUUGGUUGAGUUUGGUACAUAUAACUCGUCCAACAGAAUCUGUUUUGAUAAGAUAAUAUUGAAGGCGGCUCAAAGUCCUGUAUUAUUCAAUUUUAACAAUCCCACCGACACACCCAUCACCUACAUCAAAGUGGAGCAGAUUCAGCAGCGUCGAGGUGGCAUCUCUGCGGACAUUGUCGGUGGUCUUUUGGGAAGCCCUUCGGUCACACUACAAGUGUCUGCCUUCCAGGGAAAGCUUUAUUUUUACAAUGACGUGCGAGUAGAAAUGAUGUGUACUCCACAAAUUACCACAACAACAGUCCCGCCGGGUACGACGAGUACAGUAGCCAGCACUUCCACGGUGGCCAACACUACGCCUACACCGGCGGCCACCUCAACCACAGCAGCCAUCACAACGACAACCACAACACCGGCCACCACCACAACAACAACGCAGGCUACUACCACAACAACGACACAGGCUACGACCACAACCACAAAUGGAACACCAGUAGUAGCUGAAGGAAAGUAGCUGUGGAGAUCUCUUCUUACCAGAACUCCGAUCUUUAUUGAUAAAUUCACAUAGAAUCACAUAUGAGGGUGCUAUUUAUUUAAUUUAUAUUUAUUUGUAGCGUUAAUAAAUUAUUAUUAUAUUUAUUUAGUCAAGAGGUAAAAUAUUCACCCCAAUGACAAAAAAUAUACUUGUAUAGUGCAUUAAUUAAGAACACUACGAUAGCUACACUUAUUUUUGUAACGCGAAACAUUGAAAUCAAACACAUCGUAGCAUCUGUUGAAGAUUCGGCACAACCUUCGCAUGGACUCGUUAAGUCCGUAGUUGGUUCGUGAGGAACGAAUAUACAGGAAAAUCUGUGAGCGUAAAUGACGACGGCGGGUGUUUAUGUGAAGGCAACUUAACAGCGAAGUGCAGUCGAUGUUUCCCUAAAUCAGAUCACCGAUGAAGCUUGCCAUCGCAAUGCUGCCUCUCGCCUCCAGUAGCUCCAGAUGUAUAAGCGUACAACGGCUUUCAUAGCUGGGUAAAUUGUUGGUGUCAUUUCACGGAAGAUGCCUCAGAGCGAAACGAAUAAAGGGUGUGUCACAUCAAAUUGCAUCACGGAAAAAAACGCUGUAGAAAUUCGCCCAGUAGACCGAUCCUUUUGAAAAUUUUAGACAGUAAAAU
Molecule: messenger RNA, 1267 nt
Organism: Toxorhynchites rutilus septentrionalis
Lineage: Eukaryota; Metazoa; Arthropoda; Insecta; Diptera; Culicidae
Exons: 2
Coding region: 20-622 (200 amino acids)
Source: RefSeq, a predicted model, not a curated record